AUGGAGGAUGUUGGAGAUAGCGCAAGCCCAAAAGAGCGCGUGGAGGACCCCGAUCCCCCGCCGUCGCAAGAGCAUAAAUCUCUGAAAUACUCGUUACUAGGGCCGUCUUUACUCAAGGCCGGACAGGACGCGGUCGAUCAGCGAAAAGUUUCGGAAAUUAUCUACAAUGCCUCCAAAGGCUCAAAGUUCUUCAACCACGAAGAAGCCCGAGACAAAGUUCUCACGGAGAAAAUCGAGCAAAUUCUAGCCCGCAAGGCCCGUCUGGAGAAGCUCGAUUUAUCGGCCGAUCUUCGGCGUGCCGACGAAUACAUCGCUGAACUCGAACUGAGUCGAGACCUAUCUCAGACUGUAGUUCAUGUCGAUUGCGAUGCCUUCUUUGCUGCUGUCGAGGAGCUGGAUCGGCCCGAGCUCAAGCACCUGCCCAUGGCUGUCGGCAAGGGUGUACUUACAACAUGCAACUACGUUGCUCGCACAUUCGGCUGCCGCAGCGGAAUGGCCGGCUUCGUGGCGAAGAAAUUAUGUCCUGAUCUGAUAUGUAUACCACAAAAUUACGAAAAGUAUACAGCCAAGGCGGAAGAGAUCCGUGCGAUUUUCGUGGGUUAUGAUCCUUGUUUUGAAAGUGCUUCGAUCGAUGAGGCGUAUCUCAAUAUCACGGCUUAUUGCGACGAGAACAAUAUGGACCCGCAAGAGGCAGUACAGCAAAUGCGCGCGAGGAUCGCCGAGGAGACUAAGAUCACUGUCUCAGCUGGCAUCGCAGCAAACACCAAACUUGCCAAGAUCGCCUCGAAUCAAAAUAAACCGAACGGCCAGUUUUUCAUAGCAAGUGAACGUCAAGCUAUCAUGGCUUUUGUCAAGGACCUCCCGGUCCGUAAAGUAAACGGUAUCGGACGUGUCUUUGAGCGCGAGUUGAGGGCAAUCGGGAUCGAAACCUGCGGCCAAAUAUACCCACAACGGGCCUUCCUAAAGAAACUCUUUGGAGAAAAAGCUUUUCAAUUUUUAAUGCAAUGCUAUCUCGGUCUAGGGAGAACAAAAAUCCAACCCGCGGAGGACUACGAACGGAAAAGCGUAGGUACAGAAAGCACAUUUUCGGAAAUCAGCGACCCGGACGCUAUCCGUGCAAAACUUCGCUGGGCAGCGGAUGAAUUGGAAAGGGAUCUUUCGCGAACACAGUUCAAGGGACGGACGCUGGUCUUGAAGAUAAAGUUACAUACAUUUGAGGUUUAUACUCGACAGGUUGCGCCUCCGAAAGCAGUGUGGUUGGCUGAUGAUUUGUAUGCAUACUCCUUACCGAUUUUGACCAAGUUGCAGAAGGAGAUACCAAAUAUGAGGUUGCGAUUACUUGGAUUGAGGUGUACGCAUCUCGUUAGCAGGAAGAAAGUUGGUCUCGAUUUCUUUGGGUUUCAGGCUGUUCCGAAGCCGUCACUCAAUCCUACGGCUCCUGCUGGCAGUGCCGAAGAUGCGGCUGUUGAAGACGCAUCGACUGAUCUCGAUAAUCAGCAACUUGUAGGAGAUGUACAAGCUACGACGGAGCAAGAAUUCGAAGAUGCCGCUCGCCAGGAAAGAGAAGACGACAUGGAAGAACUCGAACAACUCAGUCAAGAAGAUGCCAUCGAGUCAACAACUUCCCUACCGCUCGGACGCAAACCCACAGGAACAACAGCACUUACUCCCGAACCAGAAACAGAAAUAACUCAACAUUGGACAUGUCCUAUCUGUUCCAGACCUCAAGUCGCGGACGACAAGAAAUUCAACCAACACGUCGAUUACUGCCUGUCACGGGAAACGAUCAAAGAAGCCGUUCAGACUUCCUCAUCUUCUUCAUCAAAGGCUGUAGAAUCCGAAAAUCCUAUCAGAACUCCCAACGACCUAGCCAAUACCUGGAGUAAGGAGCAAUACUCAAGGAAGAGAAAGACGAAUGCGGAAACAGAUUUACGACAAAAGAGAUUAUUCUUCUCAUAG
This is a messenger RNA of Talaromyces amestolkiae, 1959 nucleotides long. RefSeq lists its product as uncharacterized. Lineage: Eukaryota; Fungi; Ascomycota; Eurotiomycetes; Eurotiales; Trichocomaceae. The transcript has 2 exons. Gene Ontology annotation, biological process: error-prone translesion synthesis. The record is from RefSeq and is a predicted model, not a curated record. Gene Ontology annotation, cellular component: nucleus. Gene Ontology annotation, molecular function: DNA-directed DNA polymerase activity; damaged DNA binding. Bases 1 to 1959 code for a protein of 652 amino acids.